CCAUGCACAUGGCUUUGCUUUCCGUUUUGAGUGGUUGAUUAGUUUACUCGUUUUUUUUUUUCUUUUCUUUUUUUUUCUUUCCUUCCUGACUCUUUCUCUUUCUCUUCUUGAGCACAUUACAAUGCGCGGUGCUGCUCUCUUUGCUCUGCUGGUUGCACUGCUGGCUGCAGCGACCACGACCCGUGCGCACAAGUUUGUGCACCCGCUGGAGGGCAUCGAGCUCGCAGCCAUGCGUCGCGCGACCAAGGCCGAGUCGCCCCGCUCGCUGGCGUUUGCAGUGACGCCCAACACGCUCGAGGCGGCCGAGGGGACUGUCACGGUCAUCUGGGCCGGGCUGGACGACCCACAGCCAGACGACUGGAUUGCCCUGUACACCCCGCUUCCCAGCAACCUCAGCGCGAUCGUGCCCGUCAAGUUCAAGAUGUGCACCAUCAGCCCCACCCAUCUCAGCUCGGGCAGUGGCUCGCUCACCUUUACGCUCAUCAACAUGCGCGACUCUAACUCGUUCGUCUUCUUCCGUGGCGGUCUCACCGCUCCUGUCGCCGUCGCGCAAACCGAUCCGGUCGAGUUUGAGAGCUACGACAUUCCCAUGCAUCCGCAUCUGGCCAUCACCGACAAUCCCAGCGAAAUGAGCCUCAUGUGGACGUCGCGAAAGGCCGCCAUGCCGAUCGCCCUGCUCGGCACGUCCACGACCUCUGUCACCACCACCUUCAAUGCCACGACCACGUCGUACAGCGCUUCCGACAUGUGCGGCGAGCCCGCCACAUCGUACGGCUACCGCCCCGCUGGCUUGAUCCAUACUGUCAUCUUUACAGGCCUUCAGCCACGCACCCGCUACUACUACGUGUUUGGCGAUCCUUCGUACGGCAUGAGCACAAUUUACUCGUUCGUAUCCGCUCCUGCCCGUGGCGACACCAGUCUGGUUCGCUGGGUUGUGUUUGGAGACAUGGGCCGUGCCGAGCGCGACGGCUCGAACGAGUACCAAGUGUACGAGCCCCCGUCCAUCAAUACGACCGACCGCAUCAUUGCCGAGUUGAAGCGCGGAGACGUUGAUUUUGUUGGUCACUUUGGUGACAUUAGCUAUGCUCGUGGCUACGCGAGCGAUUGGGACUCGUUCUUCGCCCAGGUUCGUCCAAUUGCCUCGGCAGUGCCGUAUCUGAUCGCUUCUGGCAACCAUGAGCGAGACUGGAACAACUCUGGCGCGCUGUUCCCGGGCUACGAUUCCGGCGGUGAGUGCGGCGUGCCGUACAACGCCCGAUUCCUCAUGCCCGGUUCCAAGCCAACCAGCAAGGCGGGUGUGCGCAUGGACGGUGGAAUUGUCAAGGACUCUCCCUGGUACUCUGCCAACUACGGUCCCAUCCAUCUGACUGUGAUGAGCACCGAGCACGACUUUAGUGCUGGCAGCACCCAGUUGGCUUGGAUUGAGCAGGAUUUGGCGAGCGUCGAUCGUUCCGUCACUCCUUGGCUGUUGUUUGCUGGGCAUCGUCCCAUGUAUAUUGAUUCGACCGACGUCUCGCCUGUGACUGGAGACCAGCCUGUUGCGACCGCACUUCGUCAGUUCGUCGAGCCGCUGUUGUUCAAGUACCGCGCCGACCUGACCAUGUUUGGUCAUCACCACUCGUACCAGCGCAGCUGCCCCUCGCUCAACCUGACUUGCAUUACCACUCCUCAGCCACCGAAUGCUGCAACACCUUGGUCGUAUCUUGGCCCUGUUAACGUCGUCAUUGGCAUGGCCGGUCAGAGCCUUUCGCAAAACCUCAUUGCGGCCCAACCGUCCUGGGUUGUCGCUGUCAACGACCAGGUCUAUGGCUACGCUCGCCUGCAAGCCGACAAGACGAGUCUUGCGUUCCAGUUUAUCAUCAACAACAGCGACCAGAUCGGAGACCAGUUUACGCUGCGUCACGCCUAACGCCUUUGGAUGGCUGGUUGUGCUGGACAGUGUUCGAAACGCGCAAUUGCGAGUUUGAUUAGACAAACUGAAGUGUAUUGCAGCCAAGCUCGAUGCGUGUGCGCGAAUCGAAGGAUGUCAAAGAAACAAAAAUCCAGCUUGUGUUGAAUUUCGUGUCACAUUGUUAAGUCGGAAAUGGAGG
This is a messenger RNA of Capsaspora owczarzaki ATCC 30864, 2090 nucleotides long. RefSeq lists its product as hypothetical. NCBI's taxonomy places the organism in Eukaryota, Filasterea, Ministeriida, Capsasporidae. The transcript has 6 exons. The coding region runs from base 122 to 1909 and encodes 595 amino acids. The record is from RefSeq and is a predicted model, not a curated record. Gene Ontology annotation, molecular function: acid phosphatase activity; metal ion binding.